UCCUACUUGAGUUGAGCCGAGUUGCCAGUUUACAGCGGACCGUAGCAAGUGGCAGUUCAUUGUUAGUUGUAGAAAUAACUUGUAGCAGUAGCCAAGAUGUCAGGGAAUACAAAAGAACUAACCUUUAAAUAAAAAGUGCAAGUGUUAAGAUUUUUAGAAGCUUGGAGUAGAACAGCUUAUAGAAGCCUUCGGAAUUAGCAAGACUUUUGUGAAAACAAGAUGCAGAGAGUAAAAUACUUCGAGUGGAUGAGACAUGAAACGAUAAACUUUGCAGAAUAGUAAGAAAAAGCAGUAACGAUUAUAUCGAUAAAAAUAUUCUCGAUUGGUUCCACAAAACGAUAGGGUUAAAUGUUCACGUUUCUGGUCCUGUGAUUCAAAGAGUAAGUCUCAAUUUUACCAAAGAAUUUAAUGUUCAGGAUUUUCAGCAUUAAAUGGAAGUUUCGACAGUUUUGGGGAGAUAAAUUUAAUUUUAUUUAUAAAAUCUCUUGAGUGUGGAAUUAAAUGAAGUGUCACAAGAUGGAGUAAAAUCCUGGAAGAAAAAGUUAGUGGAAUGAUUUCGUGUUUCAAAGGAGGAGACAUGCAAUUGAAUGUGGAUUCGUCCUUCGAUCGAUGCCAGGCCAGACACUAGCAACAAAAGGAAUCAAAUGCAGAAGAGGCAGGACCUCUAAGGACCAAUUAAGUUUUAUUAGCAGCAAAUGUUACGGAUGAGAGACUACAACUAUUUCUAAUUGGUAAAAGGAAAACAACCGACUUGUUUUCAUAAAGCGUACAUGAACAGUUUGACAUUUAUCUGGAGAUUUACGUAAAAGGUGUGGAUGGACCAGUGAGACACUCAUUGAAUGGUUUAAUAUCGUUAACAGAAUGACGAAACAUCAGAAUGGAAAAGUUUUAAUGAUUGUGGUUAACUGUCCGUUUCAUCCAAACUUUGAAAACUUUGUGAAACAUGUUGGUGGUAGGCGCUCCACGUGGUAAUUCCACUUAUCCUGAGCAUCGUGGCGUCUAUGAACCGGGGGUUGUGUAUCAGUGCGGUUUGGACAGGGGGAACAAUUGUCAACACAUCGUCUUGGCCAGCAAGGGUAAUAUUGAACCUGUGGAUUACAAUUCUCCAGUCCGGCCAAUGAGAGAGAAUUCUUGGCUUGGAGGAGCUAUCGCAGUGCAAGACAAUGGUGAACGUUUUGUGGCCUGUGCACCCAGAUGGAGAAAUUCCUAUUAUCGUUGGAGUGAUUAUUCUUAUUUCAUGAAUGGUGCGUGCUAUUUAACAGACAGCAGCGAAUCAAGAAAGGAGACGAUACUACCACUCAACGAUAUAAAUAAGCAGACCCUCCGUAAUUAUUAUCUUUAUUUGUACGGCGAAGCUGGCUUUACUGCACAUUUCCCAAAGAACAGUACCGAAAUUUUGUUAGGUGCUCCCGGCAUUUAUAACUGGCAAGGUGCAGUAAUUCGAAUUAGAGAUCGAACAUUCUACGAUAUAAGGAGGGGUAUGCAAACAGAAAGGAUCACCGACAUUCCCACUCCUCUGAAUUCAUUAUUAUUAUCUACUAACGGUUACUUUGGAUAUUCUGUGAGUUCUGGAAGAUUUUUGAGUGCAAGAUCUAGCCAUCUUUAUGUGGCAGGAUCUCCGAGAAAUGCUCAGUUUAGAGGAAAGGUUUGUAUUUUCGACUUUCCUCUAAGAAGUACUUACGACCUGCAGUAUAUAAGAGACCUCGACGGUACGCAGAUGGGCGAGUAUUUCGGUGGAGCGCUGUGCGUCGUAGAUUUGAACGGGGACCGUCUGGACGACUUGGUCGUAGCAUCUCCCCAGUUCUCACUUCAAGCGACGAACUCGGCUAAGCUCGUGGGCGACGAAGGUCGUAUUUACGUGUUCAUCAACGGCGAUAAAGGAAGGUUUAAGGAGAUAACAGGAGAUCGGAUGAUAAUGGGAAACCGACGGUACGGCGCGAGGUUUGGUACAGCCGUCGCUAACGUUGGUGACCUUAACAUGGACGGCUAUGAAGGUGAGUGACGUCACACAAUUCAG
Zootermopsis nevadensis is the source of this 2017-nucleotide messenger RNA. The record is from RefSeq and is a predicted model, not a curated record. NCBI's taxonomy places the organism in Eukaryota, Metazoa, Arthropoda, Insecta, Blattodea, Termopsidae.